AUGUUUCAAUACAAAGAUGAUGGUCAUAUUGAGUUAGUAUUGAAACUAUUUGCUCGACUAUGUGAUGGGCAAAACACGGGUAUUCAGAACUAUUUACGAGAACAGCCGGACAACAUCAAGUCAUUCAACAUUGUUGCAGAGACGGCACAAUUUUUGAACAUCGUUUACUCCAACAUUAAUGACAAGACAAUUGACCUCGUCAUACAACUGUUCAGCACCUUGAAUGAAUUCUGUUCCGGGAACCAAGAGAAUCGCGUGGUGAUGCAUGAUAGAAAAAUUAUUGAUUAUAUCAAUUUUAUCCUUCGAGCUGGGGAAAUGCAAGACUGUCCAUCAAAAAAGGUUCUCGAAUUACGCCUGGGUAUUGCCCGUUUGAUAAUUUCCCUGAUUGAAGAAAAUGGACAUGGUGCAUCCGAAAUUGCGAAGGAAGUAAAAGAUACGCUGGACAAAAAAGCGAUCUGCGAAGGAAUGACGUGGUGCUAUGAAUUAGCGCAAUCAGAGAAGACCAAAAUGGAAGAUUUUAUCAAAGUUGGACAAACCAAUUACAUCCAAUCGGCAAAAUCCAUUGCGCAGUUUGGUGGAAAUCUGUUGCAAGAAGUGGUUAAAGGAAAGAAAACUUCCAAGCUGAAGGAAAUGGUCCUUGAAACAGGCUUCAUGCUUUUCCUCAUCAUUGCGCGGAUGAUUGACAUUGACCCAGGAUUGAUCGAUUCACUGAGCCUGACACCCGAACAGAUGAAAGCAUUCGGAUACUACAAAAAGAACGUCCAAUCAAUAGAAAUUGUCAAAGAUGACAUUUUACAAAAAAUCAAUUUUAGAGUUCGGAAUAAAAAAGUCCUUCGAGAGGAAGUCAAAGAAAAACUCAAGUGGAGUGUGGACAGAUCUUCUCCCAGUAACAAGAUCCGGGAUCUUAUGGACUGGACACGUGACAUUAUGAAGGAUAUCAUAUAUCAGAGGAAAAUUCUACACAAUCCUAUCGCCAUGUUCUUCACGCAUUGCUGGUUGCUUUGGAAUCACGGGACAACGAUUCUCAGUUUGGCAAUUAAUAUUGUUAUGUUGGUCACAUGGAAUUCGAAAGCAUCUAUGGAAGAUUACAAGAAAUUUAGUGGAGAUGCAGAAGCUCAGAAAAACAUCUUGAAUCAAAUGCACGAUUCUGAUCCUGUCAUCAGAGAAAUCAACAAGAAAGAUUAUGACAUUAUUCUGCUUGCAUUGGGAAGCAUUCACAAUAUAUUUUCAUUGUUUGUGUUCAUCACCUACCUGCUCUCCAACCAUCCAAGGUUACCUCAUUGGUCUGAGAUUGUGGACCCCAUCAGGCGGCUGUGCGGAAAGGAUGAAUCAGAAGAAGAGGAGAAAGUUCAGUCGAAGGAAAUCUCAAAAUUAGAUGUGAAGUUUUUCAGCUUCAGAACAUUUUAUUACAUGUUGUUCCUGGGUAUGUCGAUUGCUGGAACAUUUUCCAAUGGCUACUUUUUUGCAUUUCACCUUUUAAAUGUGGUCAAUAACAACCAACUUUUGGCUGGAGUCAUCAAAGCAGUCACACAGAACGGUUAUUCUUUGUUAUGGGUCGCCAUCCUUGGAAUUAUCGUCAUAUACAUUUACGCCCUUGUAGGCUUUGCCUUAUUUAGAAACUCCUUUAACCCUGAAUCCCAUCUGUACUGUGCAUCGCUGUGGCAAUGCACUGUCACUGUCAUACGAUACGGACUGAUUGGCGACAUGUUUGAGAUUUUGACACAGAGCGCAGAGGAGAACGCGUUUUCAUAUUUCUGGCCAAUCGCAUUGUAUCAUCUAUCAUUCUUCAUCUUCAUUACAACUAUUGGCCUUAACAUCAUUUUCGGUAUCAUUGUUGACACUUUUUCAGAACUGAGAGAUCUCAAGUGGCGUGCUGAAUCUGAUAUGAAAGAUACAUGCUUCAUCUGUUCGAGAAAUAGUUAUGAUUUUGAGCAUCAUGGAAAGGGUUUUGAUGCCCACGUAAAAUCUGAACACAAUAUGUGGGCAUACAUUUAUUUCAUCAUUCAUCUGGACACUGUGCAGAGUAGCGAAUACACAGCAUUAGAACUAUUUGUUUAUAAACUUAAAGAGAAAGAAAAUUAUGACUUCAUCCCCUUAAAUCGUGCCUUAUGUCUCUCUACAUCCGACCUUGAUUCAACAGAAUCUAAAAUCGAUGAACUUUUAUACCAUGUCACUGCUAUCUCUCACAAACAGAAAGAAGAUGAGUUUGAAAGGAAACGCCAAGUUGAGAAGAAACGUCAGCGAAAAUGGCAAGAGAAGCACAGGCGAUUCUUCAGUGUCUUAGUGAGCAACGAUAGUGACCGUGAAACCCUGUUUGAGUCGGCCACUAAGAAACUCUUAACUGGCAAUAUUAGCCAUCAGCCAUCCACUACAUCCAAAGAGGACGAUUUACCACCGCCACCACCUCCGCUGCCGCCGCCACCACCUCCACUAGAUACUCAGCCAUCUUCGAACCCAUUGCCACCAAUACAACAAUUUGAACAAGAGCCCCAAAAUGCACUGGAAGGAUUACAAGAACUACUUCAAAAGCCUGACGCCUCAACCUUACAAACUCUAUUGGCUCCUCCGAAGUGUAAAAAACUCACUCGUAGCGACCAUGAUGUCUACGAUUCUGAUAACGUAAUCGAUUCAACAUCAGAUUCGGAAUCUGAAAGCGUUGUGGAAGGUCCAUAUACUAUUCUCCGUGAAGAAGAUACCAGUUCGGUGAAAGACACUGACACUACAAAAAUUGAACUUCCUUUAGAACUUGUCGGCUUAGCAGAAACCCCGGAAGACGAAGUUCAGGUUUCCCCUCAGGGUGACGAUAAUUCACUAACUGGCGCAACAAGUGUAUAA
Molecule: messenger RNA, 2835 nt
Organism: Acanthosepion pharaonis
Lineage: Eukaryota; Metazoa; Mollusca; Cephalopoda; Sepiida; Sepiidae
Source: the annotation of a GenBank genome assembly